AUGCCUAAAGCUGCCAGUGACUCAGUAAUUAUAUCGGCAUCCUCCAUAAUAGUCCUGGUCUUUAAGGCACUCUUUGUUGGUUUGGCGAUAGGGGCAGCAUGCCUUGCUGUUCACACAAACCACAGACUUAGGAUAGACACAGAAGGUGACAGUGUUUUGGCAGCCCUUUGUAGGGCAAUAUCCUGUGCCAGUGAUUUUAUUGACCCCUUGGCCAAUAGGGAAUUUGGAAUCUUAGAAGGUCUUCAAAGGUCACAGACAAAUCUCAUUAUAGUUGGGUUGAAGUGUAAUAGUUCAUGUGCAGAUGCAAAUCUGAUUGUCCUCCAUUCCCAUUACAUGCAGUCUGGCCUUGAAGAGCUCACAUACCACCUCUUUGAACUACAGGAAUGUAGAGUGCCCUUGUACACGUCAUCCCAGGAGAAGAAAGAGGCCCAAGGAAUGGGAACCUUUGCUCAAGAUUCUAAAAGGAAUUUGGCAAAUACUUACUUUACUGAUGUUGCUGCCAUUGAAGUGAGCUCUGCUCAGAUGAGGAUGGAAAAGAAAAAGAUGCUGAGGCAAACUCUCCAAGACACUCCCAGUGAAGAAAUGAUAGUAACACAAGAGGCACCAACUUUGGUGCCAUUUGGAGAUGUGGUUGGCUGCCUGGCUGUUCAUAUAAAGACCUGCAGACAAUUUACACGUAGGAUCAUUUCACAAAAUUAUAGUAAUUUAUUCAUUCGUAUCUCUAUAAGCCACAUUGUGAAAUGUACAAAAACUAGAAGCUUGGCGCCCACUGACAUUGAAAAGAAUGCUGUAAUUAAGUUUGAUGAAGUGAAGUAUUUUUCUAUACAGGUUCCUAGACGUCAAGAGGAUGAGAGGAAUAAUAUUUUCUUGGAACUAAUGCAAGAUGGAGAUACAGAAAAACAUCCUCUCUUCUUAGGGAUUGUUGAAGUACAUCUUUAUGAAAUAAUUCAGAAAGGCUGCUUUACUGAAGUAUUACAAGUAUUGAAUAAAAACAAAUUUAUCUGCAGGUUAGAGGUGGAAUUUAUGUUCUCCUAUGGAAGCUUUGGUUAUGGAUUUUCACAUCAGUUAAAACCUCUUCAAAAAAUCGUCGAGCCAUCUAUGUUUAUGAAUAUCGCACCACCUCCAGAAAGAACAGACCCCGUCACAAAUGUAAUCACACCACAGCCAGUAGAAUAUCCAGCGUUCUUAUCCCCAGACCUGAAAGUCACUAUUGGGACUUCAGAUGAUGCUCGCCGCCCGGAUCAGCCUGCAGUGCAGCUGGAAAAGCUUCAGCAGCCACCCCGACAAAGGCUGGAAAAAAUGAAAAAGGAGUAUAGAAAUCUGAAUACAUGGAUAGAAAAAGCUGAGUAUUUAAGAAAUAUUAUUAAUCCAAAAUUGGAUUAUAAAGACUACGAGGAAAGUGAUACAAAUGUGACACUCAAGAGUAGUGAUAUAGAUGAAGAGGAGCCUGAAAAUAUUUCAACACUAGAUUUUCUUCGUACAAACAGUAAACCUGAAAUUACUCCAAGUGAGCUCCUGGAAAAUGAAGAUAAGAAAGGCCUGACUACACCAACUUUGAAACUGCCAGACCAAGAUAGUUCAGUGUCUGUUUCUUACAAAAAUGGCCAAUCUUCACCUGUGGAUACUUUAUUGCCCCCUAUUAAUAUCCCAGAAAGAAGAGUAGAGGGUUCCACGCCAUACUUACACCCAUACAGCUCAUUUUCAGAGGUCAUUCACUUGGACCAAAGGAAAAGUUCAUUGUUCCCACCAGAUGACAACUUAGUCAAAAAAUAUCCAAGCAUUUUAAAAACAAGCUCAUCCUUGCAUCAGGUGGCUUUUGCACAUAAAAAAUAUACUCCACCAGUUUUCAAACCAGAAUAUAUAAAAUUUAGACCAAAAUAUCAGUUUCAGAAGAUCAGCAAGAGUGGUCUUGAUCCUAUUCUGAGGAAUAUAAAUGGCAAAAUGUCGUUCAGAAAAAAGAAGGAUCAGUGCAUAUACAAAUAUUCAACCAUUGGAAGUGCAGAUGUUGUAGAGCAUGAAGAUCAAGACCCUCCUUACCCAAAAUGUGUAAAACCUACAGGGUCUGUUAAUGUAACCUGGGCCAAUAAGCCUGGUCUCAUCACAGUGCAGAUGUUAGACAGGGAGAAUAGGCUCUUCCCUAAUGCUGCUGGCAACACACUUAAGGCUUCGGAGUCAUCAUAUGGGCAAGAUCCUACUGUCAUGUCCAGGAUUUUAGAUGCUAAUACUAAUAAUAUGUCAUGUGAUUAUACCACCAGAACAAAGACUUCAGAGAGUAAGAAUAAGUUAUUGUGUGAUCCUUCCAUCACAGGAAUAAAAAUUACAGGUACUAAGAAGCAGUUAAAACUUGUUCCUAAUAUCACAAUGAAAACUUCAGAUAUGCAGAAUAAGUUACAAGAAAGACUACCAACUGUAUCUUUACCGAACUUCAAAGGAGAGUCAUCAAUGACUGGAAAUAUUAACACAUAUCGCCCCUCAAAGUCAUUAGAUUUUACCUCUGAUAUUGAAAAUUUAAAACAAUCAAUGGUACUCAAGUCAAUCUUAAGUAAAAAUCUGCAAGACCUUUCAGACCAGUUAUUUUCCAGACCAGAAGUGUAUAUGGACAUGGAAACAAUCAGGAAAAAUAGUUCUUCCCUUUCAGGCAUUCACAAUAAAACAUCAUGUGGUAUGGAAGAUAGAGCAUUUGAAAUAAGCCAAAAUUUAAACAGAUGGCUUUCAUCAAAAGACAUUUUAAACUCACAGGCUCUCUUAAGUCAAGUAAUUAAAAAUAUUGUUACAGAGUUGCUUCCAGAAGGUGGAGAAGGAAAACCCCCAGAGGAAGAAAGUGUCUCUAAAAAACAACUGGGGGUGGAUGAAGGAAAAUUUCCAAUGAACAAAAAGAGUAGCUUCAAAAAGAAGCAUUUAAUAACUGGAUUAUCUAGCAAACCAGGUUUAAAUGUCAGUGUACAAGACUAUGACAACUUUAUAAAGCAAAUAUUCACUGCACCCAUUUUCUCUCAAUUGGGGAUAGGCGUGCAGGAACUGAGUGAGGCACAGAUGUCCCUGAAGGGCCAGUUGUCCACACCUUGGGACAGAAACGUAUCUUUCAAUAGUCUUAACUAUGGAGAGAGCAAUGACGAGAUACAUUUGUCACAACCCACAUCAGUUGUAAGCCAAAUAAUCCAGUCCUUUCCCAUAGAUUCUCUUUUAGAAUCUGGCAUAAUCAAGGUGGUAGAACUGGAUAAAGAACGCCAGAGCUCUCUGCUGGACACAGAGAUCACCUCUCCUGAGAAAGAACCAAAGAACUCCAUCGGGGAUUACUCAGAUGUCAAAAGUAAAACUCAGGAUCUUUCAGGACAGAAUAUACCUGUCACUUCCCAGGAAAAGACUUUAGUAGGUAGAGUUGGAUUUACAGAAGGCAGCCAAAAUAUGUCAUUACAAGAUUCGAAAUAUUCAAUACGAGAUAGAAAGACACAUUUGCCAAGUGAAGGUCAGAAGCUUGACAGAGAAGAAAGUAGUCUAAGUUCUACUUCAGAAAAUGUAAGUAACUCAUUGGAUGAGUCUAAUGAGUCAGAUUCGACAGUGUUAAACUCCUUCCUGAAAAAUAUCUUCAAUAUUUUUUUCAAAUAUAAUCAGUCUAAAAGAAAACAACAACCAGAAAAAGAGUUAGAAAGACUAAUUCAGCAUUCUUUUCCAAGUGGUGCAAAACACUUUGAAGAAAUCCAAGGGAGUUUUAGUAAAGCAGACAAACUAGAUAAAAAACCCAUUUUGAGUCCAAAGCUGCGUAUGUUUCUAGAAGAACUCUCAGAUUCAGAAGUAAAAAAUUUAAAGUCUGAGUUAAGUAAACAUAUCCAGCAUUACCUUCUGGAAAGACUUUCAGAAUCGGGUCACAUCACCAAGGAGGACUUGCCAAAGAUCUACCAAAAUCUGUAUUUGAUGCAUGAGAAAACAGAACAGAAAGAGCAAAACGUUUUUCAGGAGAAAUAUUCAGAAACUGUAAAAGAAAUCAUGUCUUUUGUGAAUAAUUUUAAUGAUCAUUUCAUAGAUAAACACUUAGAAAUAAAGCUAAGGUCUUUUUUAAAUGAAAUUCUCCAAAAUUAUUUCCUUAAGCACCUUUCAGAGAGCACUUUAUUUAGUGAGACAGAACUUAUGGCUAUACGUUCAAAUAUAUCUUCUCUCAGAACUAAAAGUGCCUCUGCAUCUUUUAGUGGGUUAAAACAAGACAUUUCAAGGGGAAGUUUUGGUAAAAGGCUUGAAAUAAACAUGAAAUAUCCUUUAAGUCAAUCUCUACAAAAUUAUCUUAGAACCUUAUCUGGAAGUGAAUUGUUAAAUCUAAAAGCUGACUUAAGCAAAUACCUCCAGAACCUUUUUAUGGAAAAACUUUCAAAAUCAGGACUAAUGACAGAAAGGCAAUUAAAGGGGAUUAACAAGAAUAUAAAUGUAUUUAAUUCUAAUUCUACUCCCAUGCACCUGGACUUUGUAAAACCAGACUUAUCUUUUAGAGAGGAGAAUUACCUUGUGAGGGAGCAAAAUAAAGUUUCAAAAGUUGAUCAAGAGAGCACUUUACAAAAGGCUCCUGAGGAUAACUAUAGAGAAACAGAACCAAUCAGAAAGGAAGAGACAGGAAAUCCUUUCUUAGAAAAUUUAGAAGAAAAUCCAUCAACUUGUGAACAGAAAGAUUAUUCUAAAGAAGGUACAACACUAAGUCUGAUAAAAGCACAGUCUUCUUCCAACAAAAAUUUCCAGGUAAUUCCAUUAAAUAAGUCAUCAGAAAGGCUUACAGAUGUAUUGCUUAAGAAACACAAGAAAGAACAUGGUCUCAUUCAAGUUCCUCAAGCAGAAAGUUCUGUUUAUACAACAGAGAUUGAAGACCCAUAUACUUAUGAUGAUCAAUCAAAACUAGUUCAACCAAAAGCUUGCUUUGAAAGGACACUAAAGGUGAGGCCACUUGGAAGAGGGGAGAAUAGUAAUGUUUAUAAAGUGUUUGUUCAGGAAACACCUGAAGCAGGAUUGUUAACAUUUCCAAAAAUAUCAAACUGCAAAAUAUCAAGGGAAGAUGAAGAAUGUUGUACACUCACUUUCCCUACCUGGAACACUAACACUUUAAUUCAUGUCAAUUCAGACAGUGAGGAACAAUCAAAAUUAGACCGGUAUUGUCAGAGAAUGAGAGGAAAUAACAACAACAAUAAAAAACACAUGGUAACAUUUGCACAAUUUAAAAAUGAAAUGGAAACUCUUUAUAUAAACCCAUAUGAAAGUUUCAGUGGAAAAUAUAACCAGAUCCAUGAAUCACAAUCACUUCAAUAUAAAGAAGAUAAGAAAAACUCAAGAUCGUUCUUCUUCCCAGAUGUAUUAAAGAGAGAAACCAUGAAACCCAAGACUCGAAAAGAAAAAGACCAUGUCUCCAAACCGAAAAAGCCAUUUCACAAGCUAGCAAGGGUACUACCAGCUGCAUUGCCUACCACAAGAACUCAUCUGCGAAAGUCUAUUCCAAGGACUUUGCUCCAUUGGACUGACAGAAGAACUAUACAUGAUUGUUUUGAGAAAUUCGAGGAUUUACAUGUGCCCUCAAUUAAGCGUCCUAAAAAACCAAAGUCAAGAGCAAGACUUUUAGGGAAGAGUCCAGAUAACGUCCAUAACCAGGCCAAACACUGCACAAGACCGUACACUGCUCCAGAGCCUAACAAACAACGAGAAAGCACCACUGGGAAAUUUUCAAGUCCUCGAAUGGUUUCAGCAGGCUUAGUUCAUAUAAAUGAUAUAGUCUCAGACAAUGUGUACAACACAGCCAGACCAUCUUAA
Messenger RNA from Jaculus jaculus (lesser Egyptian jerboa), 5778 nucleotides. RefSeq names its product C2 calcium dependent domain containing 6 (gene Catspert). The record is from RefSeq and is a predicted model, not a curated record. The transcript is spliced from 18 exons. NCBI's taxonomy places the organism in Eukaryota, Metazoa, Chordata, Mammalia, Rodentia, Dipodidae. Bases 1 to 5778 code for a protein of 1925 amino acids.